Messenger RNA from Octopus sinensis (East Asian common octopus), 4053 nucleotides. RefSeq names its product zinc finger protein 708-like. Bases 1528 to 2673 code for a protein of 381 amino acids. The transcript has 3 exons. Lineage: Eukaryota; Metazoa; Mollusca; Cephalopoda; Octopoda; Octopodidae. The record is from RefSeq and is a predicted model, not a curated record. Gene Ontology annotation, cellular component: nucleus.
CUCUUCCUCUCUGUGUAUCUUUGACUCCCUCCCAUAUACACGUAUUAAUUCCACCCCUCUCUAUUUGUAUCCCUCUCCCUCUCUAUAUUACAUAAACAAAGAGUUAGUUCCCCUGACCAGUCUUGUAGACGUUCUCCGUCAUUCAUUAAAUACAAGGUUUGUCAUAAGUGAGGUAAAAACUUGUGUGGAAAUAUGUAGUAAUUUUUUUUUAUCUCAAACGCAUUGAUGUUUACUUUAUGAUUUUGUUGACUCUAAAAAUAUUCAAGAUCACAAAGUUGUGUGUGAUGAGACUUAGUUUGAUUGCUCUCGCAGACUGAUCAUACGAGGACAUCUGCCACAUUUCCUAUUCGGUGUAUAUUGAUUUUCAGGAAGAAAGACAGUGCCCCUGAUGCGUUACAGGGUCUCUGCAAUUGGUAGGAGAGAGGGAGGUAGGAGUAGAGGAUCUCAAAGCAGAGGCCUGGUCCGAAUACUUACUACAAAGUGGAUCUCCUAAAGACAACCAAGGUGCCAAAUGGUGGUAUUAAACCGAGCGACGGGUUAAGUCUGUCAUAGCGGGAUUUGAAAUCAGAAUGCAAAGAACCGGAACAAUACCGCAAUGUAUCCGGACCCACCUUUUUUUAGUUUUACUAAUCCACCACCUUGGAUUGGUACUUUAUUAUGAUUGACUCCAAAAGGAUGAAAGACAGUUGACCUCGGCGGGAUUUGAACUUAGAAUCUUGAGAGUCAGAACAAACAUCGUGAAGCUUUCGAUCCUACGCUAAAAAUAGGAUAUCAAGUGGUAUUAUGAACAUGAAGAUUUCACUUAAGAUACAUCAACAUAAUUAUUCUUAAUUGAAGAAACAGAAGUUUUUAUGAAGAUCUCGUGUAAAGCUGUUCAUUCAAAUCCUGGAUUAAAUUCAUCAUCAUCCUUUAUAUUUUAAUGUCCAUUUUAUCAAACUGCCAUAGGGUUGUUGGGAUACAGCAUAUAUCACUAUUUAUUUGGGAAUUUCUUCAGCACUUUGUAUCAAAGUAUUUGAGAUUUGACCUCCAUUUUUCAACACGUCCUUUUAAUGAUUUUGUAUAUAAAACUUAAACUAAUUUACCAUAGAUAUACAUUUGGUUUCUUGAUGGGAAUUUUCAUAUAGAAUUUAUGUGAUAAGUGGAACUAUUUUUUGUGAUUUUUUUUUUUAACUUUCCGGUUUUUCAUUGCAAGACAGAAUUCUAUCCUAAUUACAUCUCUUGGAAUAAUUAUCACAGAAAUGAAUGUUUACUUACAAAACAUCUUGUUAUUGGAUGUUGGCAGGAAAGGAUGAAAAUUAUUUUGUUGUUGUUGCUGCUGUGUGGUGAAAAUGUGAAGAUUUGAAGGAAAAAUAUUGCAUCAAAAGUCACAAAAUAUUGGUUUUAGUGAUCAGAGAUUGCCAAAGACCUACGUAAUGAUACUGCUGAUAUCAAUGUAAAGUCAUCCAUAACUGGAAAUAAAUUAAUUGAAUGUAAACCAAAAGAGGAUCAAUUCUUCAUAAUUACAAUAUUUGUAAUAAAAAAUUCACAAUGAGCAGUUUAAUAUCUCAACAUAAACGUAUUCCAACAGGAGAGAAUCGAUAUCCUUGUGAUAUCUGUGGUCAAACCUUCUCUCAGAAAAGAGUUCUAACAGCACAUAAAUUUAAUCAUAUGCGAGAAAAUGCAUCCCUCUGUGAAAUCUGUGGAAAAACUUUCUCUCGGAGGGGAAGCUUAACUCGACACAAACAUAUUCAUACAGAUGAAAAGACAUAUCACUGUGAUAUCUGUAGUAAAUCUUUCUCACGAAAAUGUCACUUAUCCACACACAAAUACAUUCACGGAGGAGAAAAGCCAUAUCAUUGUGAUAUUUGUGGUAAAUCAUUCUCUGAAAGAAACAAUUUAACUAAACACGUACUUAUUCAUACUGGAGAGAAACCAUAUCAAUGUGAUAUAUGCUUCAGGCGUUUCUCACAAAAAAGUAAUUUAAAUACACACAAGUAUAUUCAUAAAGAAAAGAAGCCGUAUCACUGUGAUAUAUGUGGCAAAUCAUUCACUUGUGUCAGCCAAAUAACCCAUCACACACGUAUUCAUACUGGAGAGAAACCAUUUCAGUGUGAUAUAUGUGAUAAAGCAUUCCCUCAAAGAAGUGGCUUGACUAGGCAUAAACGUGUUCAUACAGGUGAGAAGCCAUUUCACUGUGAUAUAUGUGAUCGAUCAUUUUCUCAGAAAACUGCCUUAAAUAGACACCAGCUUAUUCAUGCUGAAGAAGGACCAUACCGCUGUGAUGUUUGUGGUAAAUUCUUCCUUGACAUGAACCAAGUGACCAAACACAAUUGUAUUCAUGAAGAAGAGAAGCCAUAUCAGUGUGAUAUCUGUGAUGAAUCAUUCUCUCAUAGAAACAUAUUAGCAACACACAUUCGAAUCCACACAGAAGAGACACCAUAUCAGUGUGAUGUAUGUGGUGAAUUAUUUCCUGAAAUCAGUCCUUUAAUGAAACAUGUACAUAUUCAUACUGGAGAGAAACCAUAUCAUUGUAGUGUGUGUAAUAAAUCAUUUUCUCAAAGAUGUCAUUCAAAUACACAUCAAAAUACAGGAGAGAAGUCAUACAGUUGUGAUGUCUGCAACAAAUCAUUUUCUGAAAAAAAGCAUUUAACUAGACACAAAAAAAUUCAUACAGAAGAGAAGCCAGAUAACUGAUAUGUGUGGUAAAUUCAUUGUUUUAGUUAAAGGUAACCAAAUGCAAACAUCUUCAUUCUGGAGAAGAACCUAAUCGCUGAUAUAAUUACUUUGGUAAUGCUUCCUCUGAAAUGGUAUCUUUUAAAUUCGUAUGGAUUUAUUGUCCCUAAAUUGCAAUUUAUCUGUGAAGGUGAAGCAAUGAUUGGGCAGCUGACCUGUAUGUCUGAGAGUUCAACAAAAGAAAAAGUGAGAAAGUAAAGGAAUCCCGCUGAGGCUUACAAAAACUUUCCAGGAACUAAUUUUCAACAGUUGCAGUAGAAUUGUCUUGGUGAUCAGGAGGCAAAAGUGUAGUGAGAAUUUUGACAUCUUAAGAAAGAAAUGAAAAGGAAAUACAACAGAUUUUGUAUGCUUUUACAUGGUUAUCAUGGCUGUGCCAUGAUGUAAUAUCAUUAUCAUAUUUUUGGUAAAUCAUUGUCAAAAACAAAUACCUUGAUUACAGACAGUUGGUGGGUGGGAACUUAUCCCUUUGUAAUCAGUGGCUAAAUUGUCUGUCAUUGAUCGAAAUAUCUCCAACUGGUGAAAAGCUAUAUUUCUGCAAUGUUUGUGGAGAAAUUAGCAUUCUUGCAGUGCAAUCAUUUGAUUUAUUCACACUGAGUAUAUCCUAAAAUAUGAGCGAUCCAUGACAAAAUAACUUCCCAACUGUAAAAAAUACUGCUGGAUUAGAUGAAAUACUCCCUAAAAUAUUUUAUAUAGCCACAAAUAUAUCCAAACUGAUAACAAAGUUUACAACUGUGAUUUAAGUACCUUUUUUUUCUCUGUGUUUUUUUGUUUUUUUGGAGGGGAGAAGAGUUGCACCCAUGACCUUUUACAAGAGCCGGACUAACGGGAGAAAUGAAUGAAGAAACCAUUAAUUUUAUGUUACUAUAGUGGGAAGCAGCAUAUCAAGAUAUAUUCGUACCAGUAAAAUGAUGUGAAUGCUUACAACAGAGUGGACUAUACCAAAGGCUUCUAAAGGCCAACCUGGUGAUGACCUAAGACCGAGCACAGUCCAUCACACAGUCUUCCACACAGUUCCAGUCUACACAGUUUCACUCUUGAUGCUUGGGUCAGCCAAAGUUUCUAAGAAAAGAUACUAAAGCAAGAUGUAAUGCAGUGAAAUCAAACAGAGAGCCAUGUGAUUGGAAAACGAACUUUAAAAUUGACCAAAUAGUAAUGUUGAUACAAACAACAAUAAUUUGUUGUUAAACCCUUUUAAUACCAACAUCCUUGGUUCUUUGAAACAAACUUGCUGUUUUAAAGUGAUCUAAAUUUAAACCUUCCAGCAAAAUGCCAUGUUAAAACAUCAGCUGAAUAAUUACAGUUAUUUUACUAAAUUCUUCAUUAUUUUUCAAAAUUAAUUUA